UCGCUGAACCUCAUCCAGUUGACGUACAGAUGUUGCGGGGCCAGCGGCUACACCGACUGGUUCAAGGAGCGCUGGGUCCUGGCCGAACAUUUUUAUGACAAUCCGAAGACGGCCGAGGCACUGGAAAACACGGAAGCAGGCAAGGUGCUGGUGUUUUCAACUCCAUUCAGUUGUUGUGACCCGUACAUACAACGACCCUGCAUCUUCAGCAACGUAGUCAACGACAGCCUCCACUACAACUACAAGCACAAUACGGACCUCACGAUAUUCAAAGUAGGCUGUGGCCAUGCCAUUGCUGAAAGUUUGGGAGCUGUGUGGAUGUUCAUCGUACGGCAUGGAUUCGUCUAUGCAGCGUUGUUUGAGUCGUGCGUGCUUGUUUUGUUCCGGUAUUUGCAAACGUCGGUUAACAUGGCCUUGAAGUUUGGUGACCCCACUUUAACAGCACAAGGU
Messenger RNA from Helobdella robusta, 450 nucleotides. RefSeq lists its product as hypothetical. The annotation marks the transcript as partial. Gene Ontology annotation, biological process: visual perception. NCBI's taxonomy places the organism in Eukaryota, Metazoa, Annelida, Clitellata, Rhynchobdellida, Glossiphoniidae. The record is from RefSeq and is a predicted model, not a curated record. The transcript has 3 exons. Gene Ontology annotation, cellular component: membrane.